Messenger RNA from Suricata suricatta (meerkat), 2518 nucleotides. It is a transcript of the gene OTULIN, whose product is annotated as OTU deubiquitinase with linear linkage specificity. Gene Ontology annotation, biological process: protein linear deubiquitination. The record is from RefSeq and is a predicted model, not a curated record. NCBI's taxonomy places the organism in Eukaryota, Metazoa, Chordata, Mammalia, Carnivora, Herpestidae. The transcript is spliced from 7 exons. Gene Ontology annotation, molecular function: cysteine-type deubiquitinase activity. Bases 64 to 960 code for a protein of 298 amino acids.
AAGGCGGCGGCCGGCGGGCAGCCGCGGACCGCGGUGCCGUGCCCAGCCGAGCAUGAGGAGGACAUGUAUCGUGCCGCGGAUGAAAUAGAAAAGGAGAAAGAAUUACUUAUACAUGAAAGAGGGUUAUCAGAAGCCAGAUUAAGUGUAGCUCCCGAAAUGGACAUUAUGGACUACUGCAAAAAAGAAUGGAGGGGAAAUACACAGAAAGCCACGUGUAUGAAAAAGGGCUACGAGGAGGUGUCGCAGAAGUUCACCUCUAUCCGGCGAGUCCGCGGAGAUAACUACUGUGCACUGAGGGCCACGCUGUUCCAGGCGAUGAGCCAGCCGGCGGCGCUGCCGUCCUGGCUGCAGGACCCGGAGCUCACGCUGUUACCGGAAAAGCUCAUGAGCAAAUACAACUGGAUCAAGCAGUGGAAACUUGGCCUGAAAUUCGAGGGGAAGAGUGAGGACCUGGUUGAUAAGAUUACGGAGUCCCUCGAGCUGCUCAGGAAGAAGUGGGCAGGCCUGGCGGAGCUCCGCAGCGCCGAAGCGAGGCAGAUGGCUUGUGACGAACUGUUCACAAACGAGGAAGAGGAGUACAGCCUCUACGAAGCUGUAAAAUUUCUAAUGCUAAACAGAGCCAUUGAACUAUAUGAUGAUAUAGAGAAGGGGAAGGAAGUGCCAUUUUUCUCGGUGCUUCUGUUCGCUCGGGACACAUCGAAUGAUCCUGGACAGCUGCUAAGGAACCAUUUGAACCAGGUGGGACACACGGGUGGCCUUGAACAGGUGGAGAUGUUCCUCCUGGCCUAUGCCGUGCGCCACACCAUUCGGGUGUACCGGCUCUCCAAGUUCAGCACGGAAGAGUUCGUCACGGUCUACCCCACCGACCCACCCCUGGACUGGCCGGUGGUGACCCUGAUCGCCGAGGACGACCGGCACUACAACAUCCCCGUCAGAGUGUGUGAGGAGACGAGUCUGUGAGACUCGCCUGGACAGCCCGGCCCCACGGCCAAGGUGCGCCGGCUGCUCCGGGCCGCAGCCCUUGGGUCUCAGGAUGGCCUGCGGGAACCGGUGGGGCCCGAGGGCCAAGCUGGACGGGGCUGUUCUGAAGACAGCUUUUGAUAAUAAGGAUUAACCAAGUGUUUCCCUCACCUUUGAUGCAAUACCUCUCCUCGGGGGCCCUCAGGGCACUUCUUUUGGAAGGUACAAACUACGUCUUCUCGUAACACAGAUCUUUUGUACCACAGGAGACUCUUGGAGAGGAAUGUGUUCUUUAUGUCUCAAAAAUCAAACUCUCUAAUGUAAACUCGCUCUCUGUUUUUUCUUAAGAUGGUCAUUUUUUGUUUUGGUGGCAACGGGCCUCUGGAGUGGCCGUCCUGUGCCGUGGCGGCUCACAUGGCACAACUCCGAGAUGGAGCCUGCGGGUGGCACGGCGCCCUCUGACAGUCCUGCUGAGCAGCGGUUUGGACACGUGAUCGUUAAAGCUGUCCUAAGCAGACUGUCUCCUACGAGAUUAAGCACUGGGUCCACAAAGAUACUUAAGGCUGGAGGAGGGGCCGCCGAGGGGCGUGGCGGCCCAGCACUCCCGACUCUGAGAGUGCGGCGGGGCCUGCCGCGCCUGGCCUGGUGCCUCCUGCAGGUGGCGCGCAGCCGGGUGAGCUCUGGCGUCGGGCCGUUGAGUUUUUUCCAUUUCACAGACGUGCCGUUUUAUGAUCAGAACGGAGCUGAGAUCCACCUGCCUUCUUAGACCAGGAAACGGAGGCUCGCUGAUGGUAGGCACUCGUCUGAGUUCAGAAGUGAGAGGGAGCUGGGUCUCGAUUUCCCUGUGAGCCCUUUCCAUGGUAUGGUUUUGAGGCUGUUUUCGCUGCCAAAUUUGAGUGCCUGCCAGGGGCUGGGCACUGACAGCAAAGAAUCUGGGAGAUUUCGGGAGUAAGAUGCAACAGACGUGUGUGCUAAAACUGCGUGCCGAAGGACGGCCACCCGCGACUGGGCUUGGGAAGUCUGAGGGAGGCAGGGACGUUCCUGGCUCUCAGCGAUUGCCCGCCCCGAGGCCUGGGGGUGACCGGGGUGGCGAGGGUCCAGACCAUCCACACGGGGUGUGAGCGGUGCACCUUGUUCGUAGUGCUGUACCAACGUUGUGGGGGUAGAGUUACUUGAGGUACCGAGCUUUAUUUUAUAGUAAUUACAGGCUUUAUUUGGUUCAGUUUUACAUAUUUAAUAAGCCAUCAAAUGUCUUUUGGGAGUGGCAAACCUUCUUUGAAAAUUUAAGUUUUGCUUUAUACUUAAAAAUUAAAAUGCUCAUGAGAAAACUCAGAGGACACACAAAACUAUGCAGACUGUUACAUUAAUGUUUCCACAUUACUUCAUCAGUAACUUAUGCCACAUUUUGUAAGUGUUCAUUAGAGUGUUUGCAUCACGUUCUGUUCUGAAUGUGUGUGAAAGCGUUGGAGAGGCUUCGUGGCUUUCACUGUGAAAUCGAUGGUACCUUGAAUAAGGAGAUACCUAGAAGCCAAAUUAAAGUAACAAUAAUGACUUCUUA